Molecule: messenger RNA, 1914 nt
Organism: Anopheles nili
Lineage: Eukaryota; Metazoa; Arthropoda; Insecta; Diptera; Culicidae
Gene: pon
Exons: 2
Coding region: 1-1914 (637 amino acids)
Source: RefSeq, a predicted model, not a curated record
AUGAUGGAAACGCCGGGCAAGAAACGCAAGAGAAACGCAGAAACGAACCCGUUUCUAAACUUUUCCGAGCAAACGUUCAGUAUUCCUUCUUCGACCCCAAUUCAUAACCGUGAGAUUGAUGGCAGUGCAUUCGAAAACCCUUCGUUCCGUAUGUCGAAUAAGGAAAACUAUAACAUGUUUUCUGACUCCUGCAUGGAGAUUAAAUCUAUUGCCGACCUUGCUGGAUCCAUGCCUUGCAAGCGUCCGAUGGCAGCCGUGAAUGAGGCCAACCCAUUCGAAGUGAUACGCAAACCACCGAAGAAAAAGAAGAAGCAGCUGCACUCGAGCACGGUUACGCUGGAGGACAGUUGCUUCGAGAAUCCUGGAUUGAAUCUGGCCGCAGCCGAAAAGCAACCGGUGAACAAUCCGUUCGAGGUGCCUCGGGAUGGCGAUGAAUGUAAGCGAAAAGAGGCUGAAGAACAAAGUCGCUGCUUCGUGAACAAUGCACUUAACAUACGCGGUGCAGAUGGCAUCGAACGGUUCAACCCGUUCGAGAUUGUGCGCCCGAAAGAACCAGCUCCGGAGCCACCUGUACGGGAUAUGCCCGUCCCGGAGCUGGCGGGUAUCGAGAACCCAGCGCUAGAGAUGCCAGCCUAUGCGAUUGCUGUUCCCUUUACACCGUCGUUGAAGCAUCGCAUAAAUUUCCAGGACAUCACACCGAAUGUCCUAACACCCUGCCGUAUGCUUGCCAAUAUGGUCGUAUGCAGCCCUGAUCCGAGUAAGAAGGGAUCAGUUGCAGGUACGGGAUUUGCCGGAGAUAUGAACAACAAAAACGCGACCGUCACUCUGGCAAAGAGACGCUCCCUUUCGGUCAUUAGUGAGGAGUCGGACAUUGGCGAAAAACUGGACUGCUAUCAGCUGGAGCUAGAAAAUAGCAUUAAUGAGGCGAGGGCUCGAAAGCAACGACAAGGCGAAACAACUCCGCUUACUUUCAGUGGAACCGGUCAUCGUCGUCGAUCAGUUCGACGUAGCCUGAUCGAUAUUAAACAUAUUAGCAACCUUUCUCAGAAGCUACACGAGAUGGAGGACGAAGACAACGGGAUUAAGGAGCUAGCGAGUGAUACACCGGCGUUGGAGGAAAACGAAGAAGAUAAAGAAAACAAGCAACCCUCAUUGGAUGAAGAGAUGAUCAUUCAGACGCACCGAAACCAAAUGACUUUCACCAUUACCAAAGAAACGACUGUUCUCCGGGAGGAGGUCCGUAUCGACGUCUCGAACCCGGAUGUGCAGUUUGAGGAGGUGGAUGAUUUCGAGGACGAAGAACAGGACGUGGAGCUGAUGCAUAACCCAGCCCCAUUCCAGCGUGCUUACCGUAAGAAGGAACCACUGGGCGUUCGAUCAAUGGAGGAGCUUCCGUCGGUAGAGUUUAAACGCCCUCCGACUACAUAUCAUGAUGGUCGCGGAAAUGCUCCAGUAAAGUCGCACAAAGUACGAGAUGCAAUUCGCCGGAGCUUCCGUCGAUUGAUCCCAAAAGGCCAUUCAGAUGAGGCUAAAGAAAUGGAAGAAAAUCACCCACAUUCCAAUGAUCGCGAGGGACACGGACUGAUUUCCAGCAUUCGACACAGCCUCCGACGUCGUCCACCAAAGGCACAACCAGAUGUUCAAUCUUGUGAGGAUGAGAAUAAGAACCAGACUUCAGGCGAAUCCCCGUUAGAGAUGUCGAUCAUAGCCGAACAACCGAGGGCGAUAUUUCGACAGCCAUCGCUGGAUCAAUACAAACCGAUCGUUGCCGCUCCGUCAGGCGGUGAGACACUUCGCAACAGCCUGCGUCGUUCGACGAAGGAUAUUCGAAAGCAGAUGAUGAAGUCGGUGUUCCGUAAACAAUCUGGAGAGUUGGAUGGCGAUCAUGGUCAACACGUGGGCCAACUGAUUUAA